Molecule: messenger RNA, 1446 nt
Organism: Portunus trituberculatus (swimming crab)
Lineage: Eukaryota; Metazoa; Arthropoda; Malacostraca; Decapoda; Portunidae
Product: vitellogenin receptor-like
Exons: 9
Coding region: 168-1166 (332 amino acids)
Molecular function (GO): protein binding
Source: RefSeq, a predicted model, not a curated record
UCGUUAGGACAACCGCACCUGCCCUGAGGAACCUUUGCCUUCCCUGCUAUCAUUCCCCCGCUGGCCGCUGUCCCGCAUACACGCCAACACACACCACCUCUUCAAUUCUCCCUCACUCAGCUACUCUCUCCUUAGAAGAACAGUUUGCAGAGUAGCAAGCGGCGGGGAUGGCGGGCGUAGCAAAACUCCUGGCGCUGCUGAUGACAUUGGCCUUGGCAGCUGCCCAGCAAGAGUGUUCAGACAGUGACGAAAUAUCCUGCAGCUCUGGCGAGUCGAGGUGCAUUCCCUACCGGUACAUCUGUGACAGUGACCCUGACUGUGACGCAGGGUCUGAGGACGAGGACCCGGAAUUGUGUGAGGCUUGGAAAAACAACGAGUGUAACCGCGGUCAGGUACAAUGCCGCAGGGAUGGAGACACAACCUGCAUCAAUAUCUACGAGUACUGCGAUCCCAGCUCCAACUGUGAAGGCGACCUGGACAUUCGAAUCUGUAAGAUGAUUCGUGAUGGACAGGUGAAGCCACUCUCUGAGAUCCAGAUCUCACCCUAUGACACUUAUGCAAAUAACGAUCUGCUGAAAACUGAAAACCUGGCCAAGGAAUUUGUGUUGCUCCUGAACCGCACCAUUCAGCACCCGCGCUGCCCCACCAUGUUCACCCUCGUGGGAGACCAGUGCCUGGCCCUCUUCUUCGUCGGAAGUCCUGUGUCCCUGGCCGCGUCUCAGGUCAGCUGGGGAGAGGCGAGGUCCUUCUGCCAGGUGCUGGGAGGCGACCUCAUCACCUUCAGGGACGUGAGCCACUACACUGCUGUGGUGAAUCAUCUGAGAGAAGCCCAACUAACGGUGGACUUUUGGGUAGGCGGUAGCCUAGCCAAUGAAACUGAGGGAUGGCGCUGGAUUGAUGACUCGUCCUUGGAGUUGGGCACCCCCUACUGGGCCGUCAGAUAUGAGGAUAAGUGCCAGCAUCGCAACGUAACGUUCCCCGAGCUCAAUCAGACCCGUGAAGCCAAUGACGGUGCCUGCUACCAUUACCUGCAGGCUCCAGACUCUCCCCCACGCGGUCGCUGUGUGGCGCUUCCCUAUGAGCAUUACUACUACAUGACCGACGAAAACUGUCUGAAGAAGAAGAGUCCGCUCUGUGUAUUGAGCGAGGAGCAGGCGCCAGUUUGAGAUGAUUUCACACACACACACACACACACACACACACACACACACACACACACACGGGCGCGCGCUAUUUAGAUAAUGAGUUGUUUUAAACUUAAAAAUAGAUUUUGCAUUUGUGAAAAAAAAGUCAAUUUUGUGUGUGAUUUUUAUUUUCAGGUGAAAUUAUUGUAUUAAUGCUUUUUUGCAUUGCAGUUUGAUAUGGACGUGUGUAACUUGUCUUGUUGUUUAACAAUAUCAUAAACAAUUAUCUUCAUUUUGAGUAGCAUAAAUUUUGAAGAUUUAA